AUGAAUAAUGCCUGGAUUGUACCAGUUGCACCUAUUGAUUUCAGUGAUUUCAAUGCGCGCUCGCGUGUCGCAUUCAUGCACCGAGCCGAGUACAGGGCAGCUCUCGGAUACGCAAACACACUCGAAAUUCCCAAGGCCGUGCGUCGUUUUGUUUUUGCUGCCCAUGAUGAGCUCAAUUCUCAGACCAGCAAUGAAGUAGAUGAACUUUGGAAAUAUCUCCUGAUGCAACGGCCCUCCGAUUUUCACCAUGUAGAUUUUUUUGGAACGAUCAGAGGAUCUGGCUUUGAUUUUUCGUCCACUACGAAUGACUUCAAUCGCGAUCAAACCGCAGCGUUCACAGAGCUUUCCGAUAUGCCAGGAAAGUUUGUUGCCCUAGAAGGACCCCCCGGCACCGGCAAAACACUUUGGGCCUCGCGUAUUUUGGUUCCUCUGGUACAAAAUAAGAAUGAGAAGACUGGGAACAAGCACCAGAUUCUUGCAAUUGCUGCUACGAAUGAGCAGACCGAGAACCUCUUCAUGCGAAUCGAGAAGACCCUGAGAGAAGAAGUGCAGGAGGACAAGGAACCCGCCGCUGUACGACGUUUCCCAUGGUCAUAUGUGGAGAGCAAUAUCGAAGCACUUCAGGACGUCCAGAAUGCUGAUGUUGUGGUUACCACUCAAUUCGCAUCGUGUCAACAGUGGAUUCGUGAGAGUCUCAAGCCCAGCCAUAUCAUCAUCGAUGGAGCCAGCCAGAUCGCCGAGCCAUUACUUUGGCCAAACCUUGUCUCGACUGCAAACAAUGCUAAUUUCGUGGCGAUGAUUCUCAUCGGUGACCAUCUUCAAGUUCCCCGUGUGAUUAUGGAAAAUGCCAAUGAGUCCAAGUUUAAGGUUCAGCUUGAGAUGUCUUAUUUCCACCGGCUGGUUGCAAGUGGAUUAUGUCUAACAAUCCUACGACAGCAACGAAGAAUGCACGGAGACAUUGCAGCUUGUCCCAAGCAUCUCUUUUACGGAAGCUUUUUAACUACGCACUUCCUGGGAAAUGAAAAAUGCCACAAUCUGUCGCGCUUGAUCCGUCUGUUCAACAAUGAGUUAUUUAAAAAGAAGUUCAACGUUGUGGUCAUAGAUAACCCUCAUGGCAAGCAGAAGGUCGACGACAAUCGCGGCUCCAAUUCGAACGAGAAAAAUGCUCAGGCCGUUGUGUCCCUGGUUACUCUGCUUCUGAUAAUGCUGGGUAACGUAGUGAAACCCAGCAAUAUCAGCAUCUUGACCUUUUACAACGCUCAAAAACAGCUGCAUGAACGAAAUAUGCAGCAGCUACAGCAAGAAAAGCCUGAACUCAAUGCGGACAAGAUCAGAAUCUCAACUGUGGAUAGCUUUCAAGGAAAUGAGGCAGAUAUUGUUGUUCUUGACUUUGUCGUGACCGACAAGCCAGGCUUUGUGACCGACAAGAGGACGCUUGGCCAGUGCACUCACCCGGGCGAGGUCAGGUUGCUACAUGAUUGCCUCCUUAGCCGCGACUGGCAAAGCUUGCGACGAUAUGCUCAGAAGCAAAAGCAACGAUCUCAAGUCCAUUCUGAGAGAUUGGGAAGCGCGUGA
Molecule: messenger RNA, 1575 nt
Organism: Penicillium malachiteum
Lineage: Eukaryota; Fungi; Ascomycota; Eurotiomycetes; Eurotiales; Aspergillaceae
Exons: 1
Coding region: 1-1575 (524 amino acids)
Molecular function (GO): 5'-3' DNA helicase activity
Source: RefSeq, a predicted model, not a curated record